GGGCGGUUGCUAUGGGUAGGGUCUCUGCUUGCCCUCCCGUUGACCAAGCACCCAACUGCUGUUGAUGACAGAAGUGCAUUUCUUGAUUUAGUUUCAUUUCAAAGGAAUUCAACUUUUCACAUCCUGUUACAUUCCACAACAAAAAACAGAGGAAAAAACUGCGAUUCAAAACUGAAAACAGAAGAAUGAAAAUAAGAGAUAAAAGACUAAUACAGAAGUACUACUUAAAUGUCUUCAAUGGAAUUUUCUUGGCUCUGGGUCUUAUGCUUUUGACAUUUGGCCUGUGGCUUUUAUUUGACAGAAACAAUUUAUUCAGUGAGUUAUUUUCUUCAGGCAAGAACCAGCUAGUGGCAUAUAUUUCUUGUAUAUUACUUGGAAUUGGAUCUGUUAUUACUUUUACUUCAGCCGUGGGAUUCCUUGGAAAUGUUAUGGAAAACAAAUGUCUACUAGUUACAUAUAUUAGUUUUCAAAUCCUGGUGUUUGUUACCCAGAUGGCAGUAUCAGUGCUGAUAUUCAUGAAGAAAGAAGAGGUCCACAAUCAGUGGAACAACAGAAUUGAUGAAGUUAUUUCUGAGUACGGGAAUGAGAGUCUGGCUGAGCAGGAACCUCUGUGGAACAUUCUGAAUGCUGUGCAGCACAACAUGGAAUGCUGUGGAAGAUACAAUGUCACACAGUGGGAAAGGAAUAAAAACAAGGAAAACAGUACUCAAAUCCCAUGUUCAUGCACAAAAUCCAGUCUGAAGAAAUGGUUUUGUGAUGUCCCGAGGGAUUCAACAUACAGUAUGGGGUGUGAAGAAUAUUUAAAUACAUGGUUUGAAAACAAUGUUUUGAUCUUAACUGCAAUUACUAUCAGCCUGCUAAUUACACAGAUAUUUUUGAUCACACUAACUGGUCAGCUAUGUAGAGACAUCAGCAAGAAUAAUAUUUGGCCAAAUGAAUUAUGAACUCUUCCGAGCAUUGCUGUGGUCCAAGAAUUAUCUGAUCCAUGCCUGUAACAGUCAACGAUAUUACUUCCACUAAAAUUUGGGUCGGGCUCAAUGUAUUGUAAUCACUAGGAUAUUAACAUUUGGGCUUUAAUAUGUUUGUUUGUUGUUCAUGGCUAUGGAUAUGAUAGUAUGCUACAAAAUUAUGUGUGUUAAAGUCUGAAGUACUAUGCCAUUUACUAGCUGGCUAAUAAAACUUCCUGGUAAGCUGAA
Molecule: messenger RNA, 1196 nt
Organism: Harpia harpyja (harpy eagle)
Lineage: Eukaryota; Metazoa; Chordata; Aves; Accipitriformes; Accipitridae
Gene: TSPAN19
Product: tetraspanin 19
Exons: 9
Coding region: 186-944 (252 amino acids)
Cellular component (GO): membrane
Source: RefSeq, a predicted model, not a curated record